UUCUCACGCUAUCUCAAGCUGUCAUAUAUAUAAUAUAUAAUAAUUCCUUCACUCCAUGCUGCUUCGCUCUUGCCGUGUAAUCCCUCGAGAAACUCAUCGCAUUUUCAUUUCCAGAUCGAUCAGUUCGAGAAAGUUCGGAAUGGCGCCUCCGAUCUUGUCCUUGGCUAUUCCUUCAGAGACCGGUCGCGUUCUCAGCAUUCAAUCGCAUACUGUUCAGGGAUAUGUUGGAAAUAAAUCAGCCGUCUUUCCUCUCCAACUAUUGGGCUAUGAUGUGGAUCCAGUCAAUUCAGUACAGUUCUCAAAUCACACAGGAUAUCCAACCUUUAAAGGACAAGUUUUAAAUGGACAGCAACUAUGGGAGCUAAUGGAAGGCCUCCAAGCAAAUGACUUGCUGUAUUAUACUCAUUUAUUAACAGGCUAUAUUGGUUCUGUUUCAUUCUUGAACACCGUUUUGGAAGUUGUCAAGAAGCUACGUUCUAUAAAUCCAAAACUUACAUAUGUUUGUGAUCCUGUUCUGGGCGAUGAAGGGAAGCUUUAUGUUCCGCCAGAGUUGGUAGAAGUAUAUCGUGAGAAGGUUGUUCCAGUGGCUUCAAUGUUGACCCCUAACCAAUUUGAAGCAGAACAAUUGACUGGAUUCAGGAUUGUAUCUGAACAUGAUGGCCGGGAAGCUUGUAACAAGCUUCAUGCUGCUGGACCUGCAAAGGUUGUGAUAACAAGCAUCAAUAUAGAUGGUCACCUUCUUCUUAUUGGCAGCCAUGAAAAGGAAAAGGGCCAGUCUCCUGAUCAAUUCAAGAUUGUGAUACCCAAAAUUCCAGCGUAUUUUACAAUGAAUAUUGGAAGCGUGGUAAGAUGUGCAACCACAUUCAAGGGAACAGGGGAUCUAAUGACUGCACUCCUGCUUGGAUGGAGUAAUAAACACCCAGAUGAUCUUGCAAAGGCAGCAGAGCUCGCAGUAUCAAGCUUGCAGGCAGUUCUGCAGAGGACUUUGGAUGAUUACAAAACAGCUGGGUAUGAUCCCCAGUCAAGCAGUUUGGAAAUUAGAUUGAUCCAAAGCCAGGAUGACAUUCGCCACCCACAAAUUAAAUUUGAAGCUGAAAACUACUCCUAAAAUGGGUGGAAUUUCUGUUUUGGAAAUGUAUUUUAUUCUCGUAGCAAAUAAUGGGACACUCGUGGUGUUGUCCCACAAGCUAUUCCGUUCAAGGCAGUAAAAUUUUGCAUUUGGCAACAGUAGGAAAUAUCAUGUUUUUUUAAAAAAA
This is a messenger RNA of Populus euphratica (Euphrates poplar), 1256 nucleotides long. It is a transcript of the gene SOS4, whose product is annotated as pfkB-like carbohydrate kinase family protein. Gene Ontology annotation, biological process: pyridoxal 5'-phosphate salvage. Lineage: Eukaryota; Viridiplantae; Streptophyta; Magnoliopsida; Malpighiales; Salicaceae. The record is from RefSeq and is a predicted model, not a curated record. Gene Ontology annotation, cellular component: cytosol. Bases 56 to 1108 code for a protein of 350 amino acids. The transcript has 14 exons. Gene Ontology annotation, molecular function: pyridoxal kinase activity.